AACAGCAAGUGCCUUGCGACGCACAACGGUUAUUCAGUAUCGGAUAAUGGGACAACACAAGCAGAAAAAUAUCGUGCAAUUUUUAUGCGAUGUCUGCCCUAUGCGGUAUUGAAAAUAGGUCCAACAUUGCUGAUUUAAUUUUUUUUCGUGUUACACAGUGUAGUUGUACCCGAUACGUUGUGUGUUCACAUAUCGUCACAAUCCAAUCAUUGUAUUGGUUAACGGAAAAUCAGUGAAUUUUGAACAAACAUCCAAUUCAAAGGUGUCCAUGAUUAAUAUCCAUGAUUUUCGGUUUGGCUGAGAAAACAAAAUGCUAUGUGAGAGAUAAACAUAAUUGGAUGACUAAAUGCAUUUUUUUUUCUAUAGAAAUCGUACUGACACACGGUGUGCUGAGUACGCAUGAAAGAGUGAAACGUAAAUAAACGGCCGACCCAAAGGAAACGUUGUGUAUUUUGGUUUGUAGAUAAGAUAAGGAAGUGUGGUUUCAUUUGUGUGUGCAUAUUCUAUGCCAUCACUUACACCGAUUGCUGUCUUUCGAAAUUAAAUGUGAGAGAAACAGUGAUUAUUAGUUACCUGGAGUGCAACCAUCGAACGAAAAUCCGUCCUAGUUUAGUAGAAUUGCUAAUUUUUUUCUUUGGACUAUCACAAACAAUCAAAAUUUCGAAAAGUGUUAAUGGUAAAAAUAUGAAGCAGUUACAAUUACCAGUGUUGCUUUUGAUUAGCUGUCAGCUUUUUUGGGUCGCAGCACAAUUGAAAAUCAAACAUGUGUGUGUAACUAGUGGAUUUGAGGAGCAGUGCAAUCGUUUGGCGCGAGAAACACAAGAAAUAAGAUGCGUUCGAGUUCAAGACAGCAUUGAAUGUGCCAAACACUUGCGGAAUGAUGCAUCCGGCUUUGGUAUAUUCAGCGCUGAAUCAACAUUGUUAUUGGCUGCAUUGAACUAUGACGGUCUCACCGUUCUCAAAGAGCUGAGACAUCGCGACCGGCUAAAUUACACAAGUGACUUUGAAUCAGUGGUGGUUGUAAAAGCAACGCAUAAAGGUGGAAUCGAAGGAUUGAAGGGCAAAAACUAUUGCCAUCCAGGACUUUAUUAUGAUCGAUCUGAACGAUGGAGCGAACGGUUUUUGAAACACUUCGAAAGAAGCGUCAUUGCUCCGGAUUGUAAUGAUCCCUUGAAAUCACCCGCUGAAAUCGAACUUGAAGCUCUGGCCAAGCAUUUUGGAUCCGGUUGUCGACCGGGUGCUUGGUCAAAUAAUCCGGAAGAAGAUCAGAGAUUGAAGGCAAAAUACCCACAAUUCUGUGAUUUGUGCACAUCAACCGCUAGCCCUUGUGAGUAUACAGACAAAAAUCGGCAUAUUGAGGCUCUGCGCUGCUUGCUCAACAAAGGAGAAGUUGCUUACGUUUCACUGCAGGAUGCUCAAGACUUCUUCUCACCGCUAUCUGAGUAUUCCCACCUAAAGACUGAGUAUGCUUAUCUGUGCCCAGAUGAUACUCUUCAAUUGAUUAGCGACAAUUCCAAACCACCUUGUGCAUGGCUACGUCAACCAUGGCCUGUUAUCAUUUCUAAUGCCGGUGACAGCAUUCCACUAAAGGAAGGAAUUAAUCGGUGGAUCUAUGGUUUGAAUGGAUGGGAAAGUGCUAUUAAAGACAUCAUAACCGCUGACAAUUUGACUCCGGUCAUAACAACCAUCCAAAGGCCACGUGAUAUCUUCUUCCCUUAUCGUGAAGUGCCUUACAGUCUACCAUUAUGCUCAACCACAGCCAAUUGGUGCACAAAGUCGAUCGAAGAGAAGGAAAAGUGUGAUGUGCUUCAUACGGCUGGUGUCACAACAGGUAUUUUCCCAUUGAUUGAAUGUAACGAGCCGGUUGCUGGAGGAGCUAUCUCUUGCCUAGAAGAAGUGAAUGAAGGACGCGCUGAUUUCACUGGAAUCGAUUCGAGUCUUGGAUACAUUGCAAGACAUCCAUACAAUUUAACGACAGCUUUAUAUGGAGAAAGCGAUAAACAGGCGUCGGCUGUGGUUGUCGUUCAUACCAAUUCUAAUUUUAAACAAUUUGAAGAUUUGCGAAAAGCCAAAGCAUGUAUUGCUGAAUUUGAUGGCAUUGCAUCGGUAUCAUUCUUAAACAUCGCCAAAAAUCUGGGAUUAUUCAAGAAGGAUCAAUGCAAUCACAUCAAGAUGCUCAGUAAUUUCUUCGGUUCAUCAUGUGUGCCUGGUGCAAUGGAUCCAGCCCAUGGAGUUGGACAAACUAAGGUUAAUUUGUGCUCGCUUUGCCCAGAUGCUGGCUCAGGUGCCACUUCUGCAGUUCGCCCUUCCACAGAAACUCAAACGACACCGAACUUCAUUCCUCUAGAUCAAGGGGUUGAUUCAACCACAAGUAGCCUUCAAAAUGAACUCGCCGUUUUGAAUGAUGACACCAAAUUGAACUGCAAUGCUGACCGCACAAAUAGCUUCUAUGGAGAUCAAGGUGCCCUAUUUUGCUUGCACACCAAAGGAGAUGUGGCCAUUCUGGGGCUGAAGGAUUUGAAAGACCAUGCCAGAGCUCUCGCCAUCAAUCCAAAUGACUAUCAAAUCAUCUGCCGAAAUGGAUCACUUGCCGAGCGUACUGGCUUCGACGUGGACACGGAUUGUGCUCUUCAAUCAUUCGUAGACAGCGAAAUUGUCGUAAAACCAAAAAAUCCAAAAACCGAGGGUAUCAUCAACGCAUUGUUGUCAUAUGAUAAAUACCUAAAAGUUGAUCCAGAUUUCAAAAUUUACAACACUUUUGAUGGCCACAAGGAUUUGUUAUUCAAUAACGGUACGGUUGAAUUGGUGUCGUAUGAUGAAAAGGAUUUGGGAGCAACCAUAGACAGUUACAAAAAUCUAUUCAAUAUGCUUGAUGCAUGUGGCAAUGCAUUCAAAUCCAUUCCAACUGGGCAUGUCAUUCUGGCGACGGUGUUUUUCACUGUUCUCAUCAGUCGAUUGCUGCAAUAAGCCAUUUUCGCAUUAAAUUAAAAUACAACAAGAAAUAAUGUUUAUGUUUUAAAAAUCGUGUUCUAUUUUAUUUUUUCAUUCAAAAAUAAUUUUCUUUUCAUAUGUUUCAACAAUUGAUCAAUAAUAUCAACAUGAAUGUA
Molecule: messenger RNA, 3107 nt
Organism: Sitodiplosis mosellana (orange wheat blossom midge)
Lineage: Eukaryota; Metazoa; Arthropoda; Insecta; Diptera; Cecidomyiidae
Product: transferrin-like
Exons: 14
Coding region: 685-2967 (760 amino acids)
Biological process (GO): iron ion transport
Cellular component (GO): plasma membrane; recycling endosome; early endosome
Source: RefSeq, a predicted model, not a curated record